GUCAUUGUCGCUAUAGUAAUCAAAGGUCUGUUUUAAAGACCUCUUUGUAGUCUGGUUUUCAGCUCAACCGUCACUAAAUCAUAUUCAACCAAUCACAGUUGAACUAAAAACACCCCUGGUCAAGUAUAUUAAUCUCAAACGACAAACAAAAAGAUCAGUUUUGUUGUUCUGACCUCUGUGUUACAUGACCUUUGACCUCUAUGCAGAGUGGUGUGUGUAGGCAGGGACGGCAUGUUCAGCGAGAUAGUUCAGGGCCUGGUCUCUCGAACACAGAGGGAUAACGGAGUGGACCAGAACAGCCCGGAGGAGAAGCUGGUACCCUGUAGUGUCCGCAUCGGCAUUAUAUCCGCAGGUUCAACGGACUGCAUCUGCUAUGCCACUGCCGGCAUCAAUGACCCUGUGACCUCAGCUUUACAUGUCAUAGUGGGAGACUUCCAGCCAAUGGACGUGUGCUCGGUCCAUCACAACACAUUCUUGAGGUAUUCCAUCUCCCUGCUUGGAUACGGUUUCUCUGGUGACGUGCUGGCAGACAGCGAGAGGAAACGCUGGAUGGGACCAGCCAGAUAUGGCUUUUCAGGUUUUAAGACGUCCCUGACACAUCACCACUAUGAAGGGGCUGUGUCUUUUCUACCAGCAACUGACAUACCGGGAACACCGCGAGACAAGACCAGGUGUAGAGAUGGGUGCUUCAUAUGCCAGCACAUCGGGCAGCUGUAUUCAGGGGAUUCCCCAGAGGAAUCCAAGACUGCUCCACUUUAUUGA
This is a messenger RNA of Salvelinus fontinalis (brook trout), 762 nucleotides long. RefSeq names its product ceramide kinase-like. Lineage: Eukaryota; Metazoa; Chordata; Actinopteri; Salmoniformes; Salmonidae. The record is from RefSeq and is a predicted model, not a curated record. Gene Ontology annotation, molecular function: kinase activity. The coding region runs from base 232 to 762 and encodes 176 amino acids. The transcript has 5 exons.